Uloborus diversus is the source of this 2495-nucleotide messenger RNA. RefSeq names its product sodium/hydrogen exchanger 6-like. Gene Ontology annotation, biological process: proton transmembrane transport; regulation of pH; sodium ion transport. The record is from RefSeq and is a predicted model, not a curated record. Lineage: Eukaryota; Metazoa; Arthropoda; Arachnida; Araneae; Uloboridae. Gene Ontology annotation, cellular component: recycling endosome; membrane. Gene Ontology annotation, molecular function: sodium:proton antiporter activity. The transcript has 18 exons. Bases 201 to 2186 code for a protein of 661 amino acids.
CGUUAUGAUGCUUUUGAGAGAUUUAAAGUCAUAAAUGCGCUUUGUGCCAGUGCGUCCUAGAUAGUUUUAUAGUAUCUUUUUCUUAUCUUCUAAUUUUCUUCAUUCUAAAUUUUAUUUUGAAAUUAUUAGAUGGUCGAUUGUUUCUCUUUUAUGACAAAAUAUUGCUUACUUUACGCCGGUUGUGGGCGUUAAUUUUUGAGAUGGCCCUUGUAUAUUCUAUUGCUGUAUUUAUUUUUGCAUCAUUUUUUGCUCAUUCUGUUCUUGCAAAUGUGCCAUACGAUAUCCGACUGGACGAAAAUGCGAAAAGGAUUCAUCAAAUAGAUUGCUUAAAUAUCUUAGUUUACGUGAUACUGCUUAUCCUCACCGUUUGCACCAUCUGGUUGUUCAAACAUCGGCGAGCCAGGUUUUUGCACGAAACAGGUCUUGCCAUAAUUUAUGGUCUAAUUGUGGGCGCCAUCAUCCGCUAUGGAGGACAAGACUAUGAGGUGGGCCAUAUCCGGGUGGUUCCUGCCAGAGGCUACGGUAGUAGUAACCUCAGUUACCCACCAGACAACCUGUUUUUUUCAAUGGAAGUUGCCAAGCAGAUGUCCAGCAAAGUCCUCAAGAAAGAGAACAAGACUUAUGCCUAUUCCUUUCGCGGAGAGAUCACAGAUGUGGAGAACAAAAAGCUAGAUCAGAAAGCCACUUUUGAUCCAGAAAUUUUCUUCAACAUCAUCCUUCCUCCAAUCAUUUUUCAUGCUGGAUACAGUUUGAAACGGAAAUAUUUCUUCAGAAAUUUAGGAACUAUUUUCACCUAUGCAUUUCUAGGGACCACCAUAUCCUGCUUUGCUGUCGGUGGAGUAAUGUUUGCCUUUCUUCAACUGAUGCCAAGUUUAGAAUUCAGUUUCAAUGAUUGCUUAUAUUUUGGAGCUAUGAUUUCUGCUACUGAUCCAGUGACUGUUCUGGCCAUCUUCCAUGACCUUCACGUAGAUGUCAACUUGUAUGCCCUGGUGUUUGGCGAGAGUAUUUUAAAUGAUGCUAUUGCCAUUGUCUUGGCAGGGUCGAUCUCAAACUACGCUGAGAUGUAUGGGAAAGGAGAUGACGCCUUUCAGUCAAAAGCUGCUUUCCAGUCCAUAGGAAACUUUGUCUACAUCUUCAUCUGCUCCUUCCUCAUUGGCUCUGGCACAGGAUGUCUGACGGCAGCCUUGACAAAAUUCACUCGCCUUUGUGACUUUCCCCUAUUGGAAUCUAGCUUGUUCGUUCUCAUGUCAUACAGCACAUUCCUAAUGGCAGAGGCUGCAGAUCUGACGGGAAUUGUUGCUGUCUUGUUUUGUGGUAUUUGCCAGGCACAUUACACGUACAAUAAUUUAACUUUGGAGUCCAGAGCUAGAACAAAACAGCUUUUCGAGCUGCUUAGUUUCGUGGCUGAAAACUUUAUCUUCUGCUACAUUGGUGUCUCCAUGUUCACGUACCAGAAACACUUUUGGCAUGCUGGAUUCAUCGUCACUGCCUUUAUUGCCAUCGCUGUAGGAAGAGCUCUCAAUAUUUACCCACUUUCUUUAUUGCUAAAUCUUGGUCGGCACAAUAAAAUUCCUCUCAGUUUUCAGCACGUACUCUUCUUCUCAGGGCUGAGAGGCGCUAUGGCCUUUGCGCUGGCCAUUCGUAACACCCUGUCCGAACAGAGGCAUCUGAUGCUGACCACAACGUCCCUCAUCGCCAUAGUGACAGUCAUGGUCUGUGGGGGACUGGCCACGCAGAUGCUGGCCUGGCUUGGAAUCCCAGUGGGUGUCGAAGAAGAUCUAGAAUUGCUCCAGUUUGGCAGUUUGAGAACGGCGUCUCAGGUGCCAACGCCCACUGACCUGCGAAGUCCACCAGCAGCACAGGUGCUAAAGACACCUUACGAAAAGGCCUGGCUGGUCAAGAAGUGGUAUAACUUCGAUCUGCGCUACAUGAAACCCUUGUUGACUCACAGCCGCCCUACCUUAAUGGAGACCCUUCCUUCAUUCUGCCACUCCUUAGCGAGGAUACUGACCAGCACGCAGCAACUAUCCAGUGAUGAUGCGGCAAAAGGAGAUGAUGAAGAUUCAGAUGCUGACAUGUGCCUGGAGGACAAUGCGCCCUACGGGGAUAGAGCUAAUGGAUUGGCCACGUUGAGUAUUACCGCCAUGCAGUUGAAUAAAGAGUUAAAAGUGGCGCAUCUACCAUAGAAAGUGAACUGGGUCGUCUCGCCGAUGCAAGGGUUCGAAUUCCCGGACCCUCUGGAGAUUUCGUAUGACGGAACAGGAACGUACAGUUUCUUGACUUCAUUUGUCACUAAUAACUGUCUACGAAUGACCAUCAAGAUGUUCUUCAGUGACUGUUCCACGCAGGGUUGAUUCGAAAAUGACGUUUGAAAUGACUCUUUCAUGAUUUGAGUUUCGCACGUGCAUUUCACAUGGAGUUAAAUUUUCCUGCUUAAUGAUGCUUAAGCAAUGAUCUUUCUUUACUGGCGUCUAGAGUUUGUACAACUCUUAGCU